CAAAGCCGAGUACGGAGGGGCUGUGCCACGGACCCACGGUGCUAUUACAAAGAGGUGGUGGAAGAAAUGCACUGAAAGUUUGAGCGGGCUUGGGUGCGAGCGAGGAGAAGUCGACGUAAUGUAUGGCUGGUACAAUACAGCCUGCUUGAGGUCUUGAGUAGACGUCAAGAUUCUGUACUAUCGACAUGGUGUCAUGGGUGCGCAGACCAUACCGCGCGCCUGAGCUGCUGUUUGGGCCUAGGAAUUAUGAUGCAUUCGCGAUUGAUUCUUGGAGCCUUGGAGCAACUUUCGCAGAAUUCUUCACUUCCGUUCGUCUCUUUAACCCGCUUGACGACGAAGGCUUCGACUUUGGGGGCGAUGAGCAGUCUGACUCAGGUGACGAAAGCCCGGCGAAGCCAGCCGAGCCAUUCGUUAUACCAAAGGGACUUCGCGUCGGAGACCCUUCCAAUAGGUGGGCCAGAGAUUCGCUAUUUGAUUCCACACGUGGAGAGAUCGGUUUGGCAUGGAGUAUUUUCAAGACACGAGGUUCGCCAAAUGAGACAACUUGGCCAUCCUUUUUGAGCUUACCGGACGCAAACAAGUUGUCCUUUAUAGAUGCGCAGCCUGUUGAUCUCCCCUCUAUCCUACCCAAUCUUCCUUCAUCCGCACAGCAGCACGAGGUCGACACGAAAACUCACAUGCCCCCAGAGACGAUGUUACCAACUCCUGUUGAUCUGAUCACCGAUUCCUUGUAUAUGAACCGUCUCAGCGUCUCCGCCCUUCCAAAGCAUUGACUCACCCCUGUGCUCAUGGCGAGGCUUCAAUAUGUCUAGGCGGGGGCGGAAAGUCUCUGGGAGAAUGGUUAUCAGAGGUUCAUCCCCAGUGGCGCAAUUUGAAGGGAUGAGUUGAACGAGGGAUACGAUAGCAUCAUUUAU
Suillus clintonianus is the source of this 914-nucleotide messenger RNA. RefSeq lists its product as uncharacterized. The record is from RefSeq and is a predicted model, not a curated record. Bases 186 to 773 code for a protein of 195 amino acids. NCBI's taxonomy places the organism in Eukaryota, Fungi, Basidiomycota, Agaricomycetes, Boletales, Suillaceae. The transcript has 3 exons. Gene Ontology annotation, biological process: protein phosphorylation. Gene Ontology annotation, molecular function: cyclin-dependent protein serine/threonine kinase activity. Gene Ontology annotation, cellular component: nucleus.